AUGCCUUACCGUAUUUAUGUCCCCGCCUUCAAGGGCUUUCUGGUCGACUUGCUCUGCCUUACCGCAUUUUCAACAAAAUGCAGCAAAAAUACGGAGAUGAAGAAAGAAGAAAAAAGAAACAGAGCAAAUAAUCUUCGACGGAAAUAUCCAAAUGCUCCCGAUCGUUUCCUCCGUGCCAAUCGCCGGCGGACGGCUGCUCGCCGCCGCCCCUCGAACCCGACAGCCGCGCGUCGAUCGCCAGGCCGGCAUCCGACGCCGCCCUCUGCACCGACCGAGGCGAGAUCCCGACAGCCGCGCCGGCCGGGCCAGCGGGAAGUUGAGGUUCCCCGGCGAGGAGUCGCCGCGGAGGCAGUAGAAAGCGACGUCGUGGGCGACGGCGGCGGCCUCCGGCGUGGCGUAGGAACCGAGCCAGAGGCGCUCCGGCGUCCCUGGGACCCUAAUCUCCGACACCCACUUCCCCCACUUGCGGCGGCGGACGCCCUUGAACUUCUUCUGCUCGUCUGA
Molecule: messenger RNA, 504 nt
Organism: Striga asiatica
Lineage: Eukaryota; Viridiplantae; Streptophyta; Magnoliopsida; Lamiales; Orobanchaceae
Source: the annotation of a GenBank genome assembly